Drosophila novamexicana is the source of this 1706-nucleotide messenger RNA. RefSeq names its product lysyl oxidase homolog 3B (gene Loxl2). Gene Ontology annotation, molecular function: protein-lysine 6-oxidase activity; copper ion binding. Gene Ontology annotation, cellular component: membrane. Gene Ontology annotation, biological process: peptidyl-lysine oxidation. Bases 84 to 1586 code for a protein of 500 amino acids. NCBI's taxonomy places the organism in Eukaryota, Metazoa, Arthropoda, Insecta, Diptera, Drosophilidae. The record is from RefSeq and is a predicted model, not a curated record. The transcript has 4 exons.
CUCGAGCGCACGCCGACUCAGACAAAUGCGACCAGCACACGCGAAUAGCCGAACAUAAUCCACUUGAACACCCACUUUAUGAGAUGUUGGCCCUACGCGUUCUGUGGCUAACUCUGAUGGGCGGACAUCUGGCCGCAGCGGUCGUGCAUCAAUCGCUUCAAGAUGCGCGACAGGAGCAGCAGCAACUCAUACAGCGAUACAUCAAGACCCUAAAUAAGGAGGAAGGCGCAAUUCGACUAGUUGGAGGUGACGCGGAAUACGAAGGUAACAUUGAGGUGCUGCACAACAGCAAAUGGGGCGCCAUUUGCGAUGACGAAUGGGACGCUGCCGAGGGUGAAAUUGUAUGCCGCCAGCUGGGUUUUCUCGGGAUGCGUCGCUACACCCACAGUGGCUACUUUGGACCCGCUCGGCGCCGCUACUGGAUGGACAAUUUGUACUGCGAGGGCCACGAGCAGGAGCUUACCGAGUGCCACUUUGACGGCUGGGGUGUUAACGAUUGUGAGCCUAGCGAAGCAGCUGGCGUUAUAUGCAUUCCGCCGACAGAUGCGGUGCGACCGCCGCUCUCAGCUUUAGCUGACGAUCGUCAGCUACCCAAAUAUCCCAUACAUCCAAGCUCACGCCUCUAUGUUAGGCUGCGUGGUGGUCGCUCCAGGAACGAAGGACGCGUCGAGGUGCGUUUUGAUGGCCAGCCCUGGGGCAGCAUCUGUGCGGAUGGCUGGUCCAUGCUGGAAGCGAAUGUGGUCUGUCGCCAGCUGCGCCUGGGCUAUGCUCGAGACGCUUUCCAAACGGACUAUUUUGGCGGCGCCAAUGUCUCCCGUCCCAUGCUCAGUGGCACUGAGUGUUACGGCAACGAAACGGAGCUGGCGGAUUGUCUACACCACAAUCAUAUCCGAGGCAUUGUUAGCUGCCAUGGAAGCAGACAGCAUGUAGCUGCGGUGAUUUGUGACUAUCUAUCGCCCGAUUUGGUUGUGGAUUAUUACGAAAUAGAGCAAACGGCUCACUUAGAGGAUCGUCCCAUGGUGUUGAUGCAAUGCGCCAUGGAGGAGAACUGCGUGUCCAACGAGGCCUACCAAAUACAGCGAGACAAUCCCAGCUGGCGAUAUCAAACGCGACGAUUGCUUAAGUUCACCGCAGCCGCAAUCAAUGCCGGCAACACGGACUUUAGGCCCUUCAAGGAGAAGAAUCAGUGGGAGUGGCACAUGUGUCACAUGCACUACCACAGCAUGGAAGUGUUUGCGACCUUUGACAUAUUCGAUUUACAGGGUCACAAGGUUGCACAGGGCCACAAGGCGUCCUUCUGCUUGGAGGACAGCAGUUGCCUACCAGGCGUGUCCAAGAAAUACAAUUGCGCCAACUUUGGGGAUCAAGGAAUCUCCGUUAACUGCUCUGAUGUUUAUCUGUACAAUCUGGACUGCCAGUGGGUAGACAUAACCGAACUGCCACGGGGCUCCUAUAUACUUAAGAUUGCCAUCAAUCCAGAGUUCAAGGUGGCCGAGAUGAGCUACGACAACAACGCUGCCAUUUGCGACCUUUUCUACACCGAAAAUUAUGCGCGUGUUGACAACUGUCGUCUGGCAAGACCUUAGAUCUGCCGAGCUUGGAGUUUUGAACAGUGCCAAAUAUUAUGAUUAACCAAAGCGUCAAGCGUAAAGCGUAAAUGUUUGUAUUAUACUAAGUACAUACUGUUUUUACUAAAAUAAAACUGC